GUGGUCGACCAUGUCCAAGAUGCAUGGGCUGGCGUGUUUGCUCCGGGGAGGAGCGACGAUAGCGAGAAGCAGCAUCAACAAGUUACCCGGCACGUCGAGGUGCUUUAGGACCUCACAGACCAAAUUAGGCAUCUUCGACUCGUUGAAGGAGACAUGGCAAGGAACCAAGGAUCAGUAUUCGGCCAAGAAGCAGCAAGAAAUGUUUCAUGCCAUGGUGGGGCAGCUGAUCAAGAAAGAGAAGUUCGAUCUUGAUGACCUCCAUGAUAUCUUCAAGCAAGGCGCCGAGCAGUCCGGCGUGAACAGCUGGAGGCAGCACCUGCCGGGAGUGAAGAACUCACCGGAGAUGCUGCAGCUUCAAGAGACCAUGAGCGUGCUCGACGUUAUCCCUCCCGAGUUCCGCCGCGAGCCCGACAGGCUGAAAGCUGAAGAGAAGGCGAGGCUGGCGAAGUCGACGGGGAAGUCAGUGAUGGAAAUCAACAAAGUGCUGAAAAGAUUCGACGAGCUGAAGAUGCUUCACGGCUGGCUGAGGAAGCGAGCUCUUUCUGGGAAGCCGCUGCCUACGAACAGCAGGGAGUUGGCGAUGAUGGCGAUGGAACCUGGGAGCGGCUUCCAGAUGAAGACGAAGUUCAAGAGGUGAGGGGAGGG
Guillardia theta CCMP2712 is the source of this 645-nucleotide messenger RNA. RefSeq lists its product as hypothetical. Gene Ontology annotation, cellular component: signal recognition particle. The coding region runs from base 11 to 637 and encodes 208 amino acids. The record is from RefSeq and is a predicted model, not a curated record. NCBI's taxonomy places the organism in Eukaryota, Cryptophyceae, Pyrenomonadales, Geminigeraceae. Gene Ontology annotation, molecular function: 7S RNA binding. The transcript has 9 exons. Gene Ontology annotation, biological process: SRP-dependent cotranslational protein targeting to membrane.